This is a messenger RNA of Corapipo altera (White-ruffed manakin), 890 nucleotides long. RefSeq names its product replication protein A3 (gene RPA3). The record is from RefSeq and is a predicted model, not a curated record. The transcript has 4 exons. Gene Ontology annotation, cellular component: DNA replication factor A complex; site of double-strand break; nucleus. NCBI's taxonomy places the organism in Eukaryota, Metazoa, Chordata, Aves, Passeriformes, Pipridae. Gene Ontology annotation, molecular function: damaged DNA binding; single-stranded DNA binding. The coding region runs from base 84 to 449 and encodes 121 amino acids. Gene Ontology annotation, biological process: nucleotide-excision repair; double-strand break repair via homologous recombination; mismatch repair.
GGGGAAGGGAAGUCCCGCCCCGCCCGCCCCGUUCCCGGUGCCUCGGUCCCUCCCUCCGCGGAAGGCGGGAAGCGGCGCCGGCGAUGGGCGACAUCCACGAGGUGCCGCGGCCGCGCAUCGCCACCGGGCAGCUGGCGCAGCACAUCGGGCAGCCCGUCUGCUUCGUGGGCCGCGUCGAGAAGAUUCAUCCUACUGGAAAGCUUCUCGUGCUUUCGGAUGGCGUAGGGAAGCAUACGACCGUGGAGCUGAGCGAACCUCUAGAUGAGGAGAUCUCAGGAAUUAUUGAAGUAGUGGGAAGAGUAACAAAUCAGGCAACCAUCAUGUGUGUGUCAUAUGUCCAGUUCAGAGAAGAUAAAAGUCCAUUUGAUCUGGAACUCUACAAUGAAGCGCUAAAAAUUAUUCAUGAAUUCCCUGAAUACUUCCCAUUUGGUACUGGGAGGAACACUUGAUUUUUCUUAGCAUAUAUUUAUUGCUUCAGGGGUGACAACAGUACCUGACAGCAUGGUAACAGUUGCAUUUAUUUUCAACAUAUGUACCGAAAAGAUGCUGUUACGUGUGCUAAGUAUUGCCAAUGUAGAAUAUUUUCUUUGCAAAUGUAUUUAUUCAGCAAGGAGAAUACUUCUGUGGAUGUCUUGCUCACUGUAUAUAUCUAACCCUUUUGCAUCCAUGAGGAGUGUUCUCUUACAGGAUUAGAUGUGGCAGAAACAGAAGUUUUGUAAGAAUCCUUUUGUUAUUAGGAGAGGUUCUAGGAUAUUUUACUGAAGUAAUUUGGUGGGGUUUUACUAUAAAGAUUUUUAAUUUCAGUUGCUUUGAUACAAAUUUAUUGAACAGGGGGCAGUAUUUUGGAUCUUGAAAAUGGUCUCAACCAAUAAAAAAGGCCUCACACUUAA